Molecule: messenger RNA, 2292 nt
Organism: Gongylonema pulchrum
Lineage: Eukaryota; Metazoa; Nematoda; Chromadorea; Rhabditida; Gongylonematidae
Source: the annotation of a GenBank genome assembly
AUGGCACAUCGCUUCCAUGUAGCAGCAGCAUCACUGUUUCUCGUUGUUGCUGUUCACGCUACCAUCGAUUUUGGCCCGUCUUUUCAGGACAACUGCGCCGAUCACAGCAACAAGGAUAUCAUAUGCACAGUUCGCGCCGUGGAAUGUAGCGAUGAAAGUGCGCAUAUCGAUAGCAAUGUUUCGGAUUUGUCGAACGAUACAGCAGUUGCAUUUGCGCAUGAUAUCCGGGUGGAGCCGUAUGCUCGUGCGGUCACUCGUUCAGCCAAGCAAAGCUAUCAGCUUUCAGUUGACAUAUCAUGGCAAAUGCCUCCGAAUAAUGCCGCGGCACUGAUCGCAGCAUUUGUGCUGGAGAUCGAAGACGCCGCAACGAAUAAUCGCUCCUGCUUCUACUUCGACAUCUCGAAUUCGCACUGGAACAACCAUCUUGUUGCUGCCGCUCCACGGUUUCAUUUCACAUCGGAAAGUUUGUUCGAAUUUGAUGAAAUCUAUGACAUCAGGCUGAUCAGUGUGCUGGGAAAAAAGAACCAAACAACAGUUCUACCGAAGCGUGUUCGUAUGCCACAGCAUCCUGCAAAUCCGCAAGCUUCUCGAUGGACAGGUGGAUUUCGGCGCAUUUUGGUACAUCCAGUAGCACGAACAAUACAACUAGAGUUUGUGGGUGCGCCGUUACAUUACUGUUUCGAAGGAUACGAAGUACGACUGAAGGAUGAAAGUGGUCUUGGACUGCUGCACAGCGCCAUCGUUCCCGUGGAAUCGAUGCAUGUGGAGCACAUUGACAAUCAGACUUUUCUGUUUGGAGAACAUAAUUUCACUGAUCUCGAGGUAGAUUUAUAUUUCAUACCGUCUGUUAUACCAGUGGAGCGUUCCCGAGAUGGCCGAUGCUUAUGUCCUGUAUCCGGAAGUAAUCCUUUCGACAGUCGUGUAGUGUGCUCCUGUAUUGCUGCUGAUUGGAAUAAAAUCCGCAUUCAAAGAAUGGAGAAGCUAAGCACUCUGUUUUCGGGACUGGAUAAAAAUGAUACGCUAGUUCUGUAUGUGGAAGAGUCGGGCACUGGUUACAUUUGGACGAUAUUGCUGGCAGUUGUACUUCUCGGUGUAGCUGUGCUCGUAUUUUUCCUACUUUACGUUGCUUAUCUGUACUAUGUUCGUUGCCGAAUUUCCGCGAAGACAGUUAGAAUUCGAUUUGUUUCGGAUCGGCCACCCUCAUCUACUUUAACAACUUCAUCGAGCAGCCAGGCACCCCUAAUAAAGACUGGCCGACGUAACGUGCUGCUGAUUUAUUCACAUGACAGUGUGUUGCAUGAGAAGUGUGUCAUUGCAUUUGCUGAAUAUCUACGGGACGUUUUUGGCCUUGAUGUUCAUCUUGAUAUUUGGGAUGUUGCUGAAAUUGAAUGCAACAUUGUGGGUUAUGUAAGUGGAUCGAUUCUGAAUGCUGAUAAAGUGAUUGUUAUCAAUUCUCAAGGGGCUUACUAUCACUAUCGCUGUAAAUACAUCGGCUCUAUGUUACGCCAGAGCAGUGAAACUGUACUUUGGCAGUGUCUUCGAAAAUUUGAAUUUUUUGCUUCAACUCGCCCGUCACUCAACAUUCUGGAUUGUUUGAGGCAUUCGACGGCGAUAUCGGCACGCUUCAAGUACAGCUCUCACUCGUUUCUUUUGCCGCCUCUAAGCUAUUCGCUGCAGUAUGUCAUCCCGGACAAUACUGCCGCACUUCUCUCAAAUUUAACAGAUUCGAGUAUCAGGGGCGAUCCACGAAUUAGCUCACACAAUCCAGCUUAUGCGAAGCUAGUAGCAGCUGUGGCAGAAGCAUCGAAAGCGCAAGAAAGCAAUCCAGGUUGGUUCGAAAGCAGUCAUCGGCGCGUACUUAUCUCCCCAGCCAGCAAUAAACAGCAAGGACAGGUUAUCGAGGACGAUGAGAUUGAUAGGCCGUCCGUUGACACGAGGACAGCUGAGGAAUCCGAAAGCUGUGACAUGAGCGUGUUUCAAAUUGCCAAACAGGCAGCAAUGUUUAACAAUUCGUCCGAAGAGUUUGAAUUAAUUGACGCGGAACGAGGCGGCGUAACAAUUACGACAGAGCGCUCGGGAGCGAGAUCGGAUGCAGUAAGCUCUCCGGAAAAGCGGAACUCAGCGGAAUUGCAAAAUUGUGGCAGUGAAGAGGAUGAGAUCGUGUCUUGUAGGCCCAGUGAAGUGGGCAUCGAGGAGCGCAUCAGCAGUUCUGGGAAGCUGGCGGCAUCAGCUGCUGCUGCUACUGAGCACGAUUCGGGUUUCAUCUCCGAAAAAGAUUUUGUCUAUACUUAA